Messenger RNA from Suncus etruscus (white-toothed pygmy shrew), 1356 nucleotides. It is a transcript of the gene XKRX, whose product is annotated as XK related X-linked. Bases 7 to 1356 code for a protein of 449 amino acids. NCBI's taxonomy places the organism in Eukaryota, Metazoa, Chordata, Mammalia, Eulipotyphla, Soricidae. Gene Ontology annotation, cellular component: membrane. The record is from RefSeq and is a predicted model, not a curated record. The transcript has 3 exons.
UCAACAAUGGACCAAAUUUAUGAGAUUCCUGAGGAGCCAAAUGUGGACCCAAUUUCAUCUCUAAGAGAAGACGUCAUACGGGGGCCAAAUCCUCGAUUUACUUUUCCAUUUAGCAUACUGUUCUCCACUUUUUUGUACUGUGGGGAGGCAGUAUCUACCUUGUACAUGGUUAGAAUCUAUCGAAAAAAUAGUGAAAUCUACUGGAUGACAUACACCUUUUCCUUCUUUAUGUUUUCAUCAGUUAUGGUCCAGUUAACCCUCAUUUUUGUCCACAGAGAUCUGGGCAAAGAUAAGCCACUGUCAUUGUUUAUGCAUCUAAUUCUAUUGGGACCUAUUGUAAGAUGUUUGGAGGCCAUGAGCAAGUAUCUCACACUGUGGAAAAAAGAAAGACAAGAGGAGCCCUAUGUAAGCCUUACCCGAAAGAAGAUGCUAAUAAAUGGCGAGGAGGUGCUGAUAGAAUGGGAGGUUGGGCACUCUGUCCGAACCCUGGCAAUGCAUCGCAAUGCCUACAAACGUAUGUCACAGAUUCAAGCUUUUCUGGGUUCAGUGCCCCAACUGACCUAUCAGCUCUAUGUGACCUUAAUAUCUGCAGAGGUCACCUUACCUAGAGCUGUGUUAAUGGUCUUUACCCUGAUAUCAGUUACCUAUGGGGCCACCCUCUGCAAUAUGUUGGCCAUGCAGAUCAAGUAUGAUGAAUACAAAAUUCGCCUUGGUCCACUAGAAGUCCUCUGUAUCACCAUCUGGAGGACUCUGGAGAUCACUUCCCGCCUAAUGAUUCUGGUACUCUUCUCAGCCACCUUGAAAUUGAAGGCCGUGCCCUUUUUAUUGCUCAACUUCUUGAUCAUCCUCCUUGAGCCUUGGGUUAAAUUUUGGAGGAGUGGUGCCCAGAUGCCUACUAACAUUGAGAAAAAUUUCAGCCGGGUUGGUACCAUGGUAGUACUGAUUUCUGUUACUGUCCUCUAUGCUGGCAUCAACUUCUCUUGCUGGUCAGCCUUGCAGUUGAAAUUGGCAGAUAGGGACCUUGUUGACAAAGGUCAGAUCUGGGGUCAUAUGGGCCGGCACUAUAGUGUGAGAUUGGUAGAAAAUGUGAUAAUGGUUUUGGUUUUUAAGUUAUUUGGAGUGAAAAUAUUACUAAAUUAUUGUCAUUCUUUGAUUGCCUUGCAACUUAUUAUUGCUUAUCUGAUUUCCAUUGGAUUCAUGCUCCUUUUCUUCCAGUAUUUGCAUCCAUUGCGCUCACUCUUCACCUACAAUGUAGUAGACUAUCUUCACUGUGUCUGUUGCCACCAAGAUUCUCAGGGCAGAACUGAGAACUUGCAACCAUCCAUUGACACUGAAACAAGACAAAGCAUAGCUUGA